Molecule: messenger RNA, 1673 nt
Organism: Morus notabilis
Lineage: Eukaryota; Viridiplantae; Streptophyta; Magnoliopsida; Rosales; Moraceae
Product: polyadenylate-binding protein-interacting protein 7
Exons: 6
Coding region: 362-1447 (361 amino acids)
Source: RefSeq, a predicted model, not a curated record
UCACAAGUUGCACCACCACAUGUUGUCCGUCUCUCCGUCUUCCCUCCGUUCUUCUUCUGAAACUCAAACCCAAACCCUAGCAAUAGCAGUAGCAGUAGCAUAUGAGAGAAGCACAAGCAGAAGCACAAGCUCCACGCUCAACAUGCAAGAUGCAGGAUCAAUGAGUCGGGGUCAGAUUUAUGCUCUUGUAAGCGCAAUUCAACCUUGGGUUAUUUGGCUAAUCACAACGACAACUUUACAAUUGGCAUCACCAAACACCAAAGGCUAAGUGCAGGCAAAUUCAUACAUCUGUAUACACGCAUGUAUAUUGUACACAACACAAACGAAACAAGGGUUUAGUAGAUUUAUAGGGUUUGAAACGAUGUCGCAAGCGACAAGGGAAAGGGGUGGUAAAUCUAGAUCAGGAGGUCGAGGUUGGGCUGCCUUCGACCGUGAGCAGCGACUGAAAGGACAUGGUCUUCUUGAAAGCAAGCUCGUGGAGGACCCUUUCCCAGCCUUAGCACCUUCCAUUUCCAAACCGAAUAGAAGUACGAGUACAGGUACGAGUACGAGUACUAGUACUAGUAAUGACGAGAAUAACAACAUAGCGGCAGCUGUGGACGAGCACAUUGGUAUGUUGCAAUCAACGCGUCUUGAUCACAAUAUUAGUUAUAUGACUAUGAAUGCAAAUGACCAAAAUAAGAAACACUACCACCGCCGUGUUGGUUCUAGUUCUAGUCUUGCUGAAUCAGCCGAAGAAAAAUUGCGUUCAUGUGAUUCUGGUGCUUGCAAAGCAGUUCCUGCCGAUAUUCCAGUGAGUGCAAUGGUGGAAGGAUUUAAGGAUGUACCUGUUGAGCCUGAGUGGGAAGAAGAUGAUGUUUACUUGAGGCAUCGGAAAGAGGCCUUGAGGACAAUGAGGUCAGCAUCGCAACAUUCGAAGGUGGCUACGCGUGCAUAUCUAAGAGGAGAUCAUGUUUCUGCCCACCAACACUCUCUUAUGGCUCAUCACGAGUGGUUGGCUGCUCAAACCCUCAAUGUAAAGGCAGCCAAGGAUAUUCUAAGCAUUAGGAACAGCCAAAAUGAUGUGUGGAAAUUGGAUUUACACGGCCUUCAUGCCGCUGAAGCUAUUCAAGUUUUGCAACAUCAUCUUCACAACAUCGAAACUAAGCUACUGUGUAAUCGCUCCGUCUCUCCCAACAGCCUUAAGAUGGAGGCCAGAAUCGUGCGCUCUAACUCCCUCGAAUCAUUUGAUUGUUUUGACGCUCAAAACUUGGAUAAACAACAUCAGGCAUCCUUGAAGCAGAGACCAACAUCCUUGCAAGUCAUAACAGGAGUGGGUAAUCACAGUAGAGGAAAAGCUUCUCUUCCAGCAGCAGUCAGAGGGUUCCUCGACGAAAACGGGUAUCGUUUUGAGGAGUUAAAGCCAGGAGUACUUAUGGUUCGACCUAAAUUCCGUUUACUGACUUAACUUUAUACUCUUAGGGCAUGUUUACUUUGCAUCAAAGGAAAGGAAAAGAAAAGUAAGGCGUGAUUCUCUCUCCCGUCUAAUAAUGUGUUUACUUACAAAAUGAGUAAUGGAGAUUUAGUGGGUUCCACACAAUAUAAGGAAUGAGAAAAAGUAAUACUAAUCUUUGCACUCCCUUUAGUAAUGGAGAUUAUUUAAUUGUGUAAGAGGACAUUUUAGUGAUUAUAUU